Messenger RNA from Arctia plantaginis, 1098 nucleotides. The record is from the annotation of a GenBank genome assembly. Lineage: Eukaryota; Metazoa; Arthropoda; Insecta; Lepidoptera; Erebidae.
AUGUUAGAUGUUGCAUCGCCUCGUGUGUUAUCUUAUACUUAUAAGGUGAUGGAAAUUAUCGACGACUUACCAGUGAAAAGUGAUCUAGAAAAAUAUUUGUCGGCGUUAGAAAAAAUAGUAUACUUUGCUGAGGCAAAUAAGUUUUACGUAGAUUUGAAUCUAUGUUUAGGGAUAUAUUUGGUUAACGUGAAUUUGAAGAAUAUAGUAAAACAGAAAGGCCACUUGUUACCAUUUCACAAACAAGUGCGUUUGGACAACCUCGUGAAGACAAAUGACAAUAUUAUCGGUUAUUUUUCAAAAAUGACUCAAGAACAUUUAGAGCAACAACUUCAAAUAAAUCAUGAUUUACCUAUGGGCAUAUUACAUUUAUACACCGGGAAGUCAUCAUGGCCAAAACGUAUGAGAAAGUUUAACAUUGAUUUGUUGAAGAAAACCAAAUUUUACUCGAGGAAACGUUUAGAGGAUUUAUAUCAAAGGUGGUCUGACUACAUGAAAGGCAUGAUACAUUCUACUGGCAGUCCAACUCCAGAAGAAACAGAUCAUUGUUUGAAGCUGCUAGCGCAAAAUCCUAUCAAUCCAAAUAAUGCUUGGAGUCAUUGUCACGUACCAUAUGAUUGUAUUGAAAAAGUAUCACACGGCGUUAACCGUGCCUAUGGAAUAAAUCGAAGAUUACUGUUUUUGUUAGCGGCUCGCCAUUGGCGCGGCUGCGUUGUUUUGCCCGCUGAAAACGACAAGGAUUUUAUAGAUACCUUAUGUGCGAAAACGUACAACGAAAUUGAGUACAUUGCGAAUCAUGACUUGGGUCUACCGGAUGUUGUUAUGGAACACAUGUCUCUGUGUAGCCUAGAGGGUCACACUCAGUUUAUGCGACGGUCGUGGCUUGAUUCUCUCCUGGAUUUUCAAACUGAAGUUGGAUGUUUCAAUGUCUCCAGACCGAGUGAUGGCACAGUCAUGCCUAAGCUUCCGAAAAACAUAACUUGGGUGUUUUUAAGAUUAGAUUUAAAAAUUUGGGAAGGUUCUUGCAAUUCGCACACGACGGCCGUUGCGGGUUCCAUGUUGGCAUCAGUUCUUAGAUUUAUUAUAGAGAAUUUUUAUUAA